AGGAGUGGGUGGCUGAAGGCCUGGGGCUAGUGGUGACUCGUGCACGUUUUCAAGAUGGCGGAACACGAUCUCACCUCCAAGAUGGGUUGCUUUUUAGACCGGCAUCUGGUCUUUCCUUUACUAGAAUUUCUCUCGGUGAAAGAGAUCUACGACGAGCAUGAGCUGCUAAAAGGAAAGCUGGAUCUACUGAGUAACACAAAUAUGGUUGACUUUGCAAUGGAUGUCUAUAAAGGGCUGUAUCCAGAUGAAGAAGUCCCAACUUCUCUGGUUGAAAAGCGUGUGGAGGUUGUCAAGGAACUGAAGGAUUUGCAAGCCCAGACAGAGCCAAUCAUCAACUGCUUUAGUGACCCAGAAUUUACAGCACAAGUACAGUCCACACGGGAUGGCAGACAGUUGUUUGAGUAUCUAGAGAGAAACCAUGAUAUAAAGCCUGAGAUGCUGGAUGUUCUCUACAAGUUUGCUAAGUUCCAGUAUGAAUGUGGAAAUUACUCUGGGGCAGCAGAAUACCUUUACUUCUACAGAGCACUGGCACCUGGGGGUGACACAAACUCAUUGAAUGCACUUUGGGGAAAGCUGGCCUCUGAGAUUCUGAUGCAAAACUGGGACACAGCACUUGAAGACCUAAACAGACUCAAAGAUGUCAUUGAAAGCAAUACUUCUGCAGGAACCUUGCAGCUUCUGCAGGAGCGCACAUGGCUGAUCCACUGGAGUUUGUUUGUGUUCUUCAAUCAUCCUAAAGGUCGUGAUCUUAUCAUUGAUCUAAUCCUCUAUCAGCCGCAGUAUCUGAAUGCAAUUCAGACCAUGUGCCCACACAUUUUACGAUACCUGACCACAGCAGUCAUAACCAACAAGCGAAGACGACCGGUGCUCAAAGACCUGGUUAAAGUGAUACAGCAGGAAUCAUACACUUACCGUGACCCAAUAACAGAGUUCCUUGAAUGCUUAUAUGUGAACUUUGACUUUGAUGGAGCCCAAAAAAAGCUCAGAGAAUGUGAAACAGUGCUGCUGAAUGAUUUUUUCUUGGUCGCCUGUCGGGAUGACUUUAUAGAGAAUGCAAGACUGUUCAUAUUUGAGACAUUCUGUAGGAUACAUCAGUGUAUCAGUAUAAGCAUGCUUGCCGAGAAACUAAACAUGACCCCAGAAGAGGCUGAGCGUUGGAUUGUUAACUUGAUCAGGAAUGCAAAAUUGGAUGCUAAGAUAGACUCCAAACUGGGUCAUGUGGUGAUGGGGGUCCAAGCACCUUCAGUGUACCAACAAGUUAUUGAGAAAACGAAGAACUUGCAGUACAAGACCCAGGUGCUGGCAGGAAAUAUAGAAAAGAAGCUUACGCAAGACAAGGGUGGAUAUGAUGCCUAUGGGGGAAGUUGGAAUGCCUAUGAACCAGGAUUUUUAGCACACUAGUAAAAUCUUCAAAUGCAAGUGGACAUGUCUUUGGACUUCAAAGAGUUAGAACCCAUCAAACAUCGUGUGUCAGACGAUACGAAGGAUGAACCAAUAUCUUACCAAAAGAGGGAGAGACUUCUUGGUAAUUCAACUCUGAAUGCGCCAUAACCAUGUGAUAUGUGGUUUUUCUUUUAACCGUAUCCGCGUAACACUGGGACUUAUAUCUAUGUGUAGAACAGCAUGUGUUGCUGUGAAAUACCUAAGCGUUGGAUUUGAGAAUUUUAUCAUGAAAGCCGCGUUAGAUAUGAACGUCAGUGAAAAGGUCUUUUAGUUAUCUAUUUCCAGCAAAGUAAAUAUCGCAUCCUGUGGUUCUUAUGACAAACAAGCUACGCCCCUGUUUAUCCACCCUAAGCACCACGAUGAAAAGGUCCAACAAAUUAUGCCUUGCUGAGCUCACGUAGUUAGAAGUUCGGGUGCCCAACAUUAAAUGUACGAGAGUUUGGAAAGUCUUAAAUAGUGCAAAACAAAUAAAAAUGUCAACAAUG
This is a messenger RNA of Nematostella vectensis (starlet sea anemone), 1928 nucleotides long. Its product is annotated as eukaryotic translation initiation factor 3 subunit E. Gene Ontology annotation, molecular function: translation initiation factor activity. Gene Ontology annotation, cellular component: cytoplasm; nucleus; eukaryotic translation initiation factor 3 complex. The coding region runs from base 55 to 1401 and encodes 448 amino acids. Gene Ontology annotation, biological process: translational initiation. NCBI's taxonomy places the organism in Eukaryota, Metazoa, Cnidaria, Anthozoa, Actiniaria, Edwardsiidae. The transcript is spliced from 13 exons. The record is from RefSeq and is a predicted model, not a curated record.